Tyto alba (common barn owl) is the source of this 6449-nucleotide messenger RNA. It is a transcript of the gene SERHL2, whose product is annotated as serine hydrolase like 2. Lineage: Eukaryota; Metazoa; Chordata; Aves; Strigiformes; Tytonidae. The record is from RefSeq and is a predicted model, not a curated record. The coding region runs from base 4835 to 5746 and encodes 303 amino acids. The transcript has 12 exons.
GUAUGAUGGGUGCUCAUAUAUAAUUUAUAUGCAAUAAACGUUUCUAGCUAUUUCAUUAGUUGCAAAUAAAGUGAUACAAAUGUGCACCACUUGGAGCUGAUGCAUGGUGUGUGCCUGGGGCUGCUUCCAGCUGAACAGUGGUGGUUCACGUGGGGAUGAUUUAACACUCCAGCAGUCCCACUAUCCAAAUUCUGCUGCAGGUUAAUCCCUGGAGCAGAUGCACGUCACUUUUUCAACUACUCAUAGCUUGGCUUAUUAACUUAACCAAAGAUUUCCAUUUAAACUAUCACACUGGCCCCAGAUUGUGGUGGAUAAAGAGCCAGCAUCUAUUUGUGCCCUUUUGCAAGGCUGAAUCGCUCUGGGACAAGGAUGGCAACAGGCACACGCCCGCAGCAAGGAGAGAAAAAUCAACUUAAGGUAUCACAGCAUUUUGGCGCUUAAUACGUCAGCGGCUACUUCAGACAUCAGAAACUCAUUCACAUCAGUGAAAUUCAACACAAAAGUAGGGAAAACCAAAGGAAAAGCAUACCACACGGGGCACCUGGAUGGAUCUGCUGCUGUUGAGCAGAACCCAGGGGCAGAUGGUUGUUCAUAUUCUUCCUCAACUCUUUCCGUAUAAGGCAGCUCAUUUAAGCCCUUGUGACUCCCUGGGACCAUCCCCAAGGCAAGCAAGGUCUGCGGAUGGGCUCAGGGGAGGGAGAUGUCCACUGAGAAAUGUCUGCAGGGUGCAGAUUUGUGGUUUAGCCCCUCGUUGAGCCCUCUCCUUUUCAUAAAUCCUGUUCUUCCAGAACAUGUCAAAUUAGGGGAUAAGGUCUUCACCUCUGCAACUCUGUGCAGAGGGCAGGUAUGAGAAGGCAGCUCUCCUGAGGCAGGGUGACAUCAAGCAGCGUGCAUGACAAAGGACAGAAGACCCAUUCAGGAUCUAUUCACUGGAGAGGUGAGGACUUCCCUGUGGACAUUAAGUGCCUCUCUGCUCCUGCCAACCCCGCUGUGGGCUGCCCGAGCUGUGCUUGCACCCAACACCAACUCACCAGAUUUCCCUCCUGUCCUUGCAGGGAUCCUUCCCCCGCUCUGGGCUGCUGGAGCAGGGAGGGAGCUGGUCCUUGUCCCAGAGGAAGAACUGCUCUGCAGGCUCUGACAGCACCCCAGACGUGCCAGCUGCCCGCAACUCCAAAACCUGGAAGCCAGCAGGCUGGGGCUGGUUACAUGAUACAUGCUGCCCUGUGAUCACUUACUUUCCUGUCCACUAUAGACUGCAACAUAUACUCACAAUGUGAGGCUUUAUCUAGAGGUAUAUCCUCUAUAUAUCCUCUGAAAGAAAUCAGUUAAGCUAGCAAUAGCAUGCUUUUUUACUUCUAUAACUGCACGAGAGAGUUUGGGGUACAGGGCUAUUACUAAUAAAUCACCAUAAAUAGAUCAAUAUGUCAGUACUUCAGUGCUUGAAUCCAACCAGCUAUGGGGAAUUUGUCCCUUGGUAGCAAUCAAUCUGCUGUACUUAAAGUUUCCUCACCAGAUCUGCAGCUAGCACAAACUGAUCAAUGCUGUUCCAAGUCAGCGGAGCGUAACAGCUUUGCAGGACCCAAUGUACACCCCUGCAGGUCUCCUCCUCCUCUGCAAGGACGCAGAGGUUAAAUUAUCUCACACUAACUCCCAGUUCUUUAUGCAAAAACAGCCUUUCUUGCCACCACCCCAUUGCAGCCCAGCCAACACCCCAGCAACUUUCCAGAUAGAGUCUAAUUUGGACCUCCACAGACAGCAAUUCCACUGCAGUUUCCUGCCGUACUGCUUAGAAGUAGCUGCAGCAAAAUGAAUUCUGUGAGCCAUCCAAAUUUUGCCAUGCACCCUUCAUAGGGCCCUCCUCCUGGGGAGUGGUUUGCCAGGUGGUGUGGGAAGAGAUAUGCAGACUUGUAAGAUGCUGCGCUGCUCGCUCUUUCAGAGGGGUAAGAAGCAUUGCUAGAGAAGACAUGAGGGACCUGGAGAUCUCAAUUAGCUUUGGCUAAUAGAAUGAGAGUCCUGCUGCUGAUGGAGGGUCCAGGGCUGCAUCCUAGUGCAAUCUUCUCCACUUGGAGCUCUAUCCCACAUCACCUAUCGCUGAUGAUUUCUGUGAGGAGUUUCUCCUUUCCCGUGAGGUACCUGCUGAUGGAGCCUCCUACCAGAAGUGACUUGAGAUGCGGUUCCCAGGAGUCCAAGUUCAGUAGAGAAUGCAUCAUUCCCACCUAAGCCCCAGAGGUCAUCUCAGUGACUCAAAGCAAAGAGAGUCCAGAUCCCACUGGCUGCUGGAGUGGGGAAGGGGGCCCAAGGUAGUGGGGGAGAGGGUCCAAGACCUGUGAGUGGUGAUGCACAUACCACCAGGGCAAGCAUUUACAGCAGGAUCCCAGGGUUAUUCCAGACAAGGCUUGUGCCCAAAACCUGGUAUUAGGUAGAGGUCAGGGCUGCCAGAUAAACAACUUUGGUAACGAUCACCCAUCUACAAGCUCUGACUAGAGCUCUUGCCUGUUAACAAGCUCCCUGGGACCAGCUUUCAGAGGAUGUUGCAUGUGGGCACAAGUUCUGGGAGGUCAAGUUCCCUGUGCCCCAGGGACAUGACGCAGCCAAGGCCUGGGGACCGUGAAGGGGAUACCCUGUGUCGUGCUUGCAUGGCUGGCUGGACAAUGCCACCACCUUCAGUGGGCUCAUUCCACUGCUCCCCAGAAUUGGGUUGGGCUCAUAAGGAUGGUCUGUGUCAUGCUCCAGGUCUGCAUGCCUGAUUCUCUCCCUUCUUCAGAUUGCAGUUAAGUUGCAAUGGAUUUUCCUGGCCAUGGCCUGUUGUCCCACCAACCACAGAGGUUUGUGCAAGGGUUCGCGUCACUCCUGCUCCUGAUGCAGGGUCCUAUUCCUCAAGAGCCAUGCUAUAGAGAGAAGAACCACAAGCCUAGCAGCCACUGCCUAACAAUUAUACUGCUUUCUGGUGACUUGUGAAGAAAUCCCAGCAAUUCACUGGAAGGCCCUGCCCUCCAUAACAACAGCAGCAGCAGCAAUUGAUUAUUUGAGUGUUUUACAAAUCUGUUCUGCCAAGCUGUCUCUUGCUUUUCACCUUUUGUAAUCAGACACCCACCUCUGACAGUUGUAGGAAAGAAACUGUAGAUGGUACUGUGGCCUCUUUCCCUCCAUGUGGCUCCCCAGCACUCGUGGUCUGCUUUCCUGCUCCUCCUCCAUGGAGGCCUAAGAAAAAGCAAUGCACUGGACUUUCCAAAACUGUAAGAAUUAAUGUUCUGAUUUCCUUUCUAAUGGCUCACCUGGAGGGGAGGCUGUGAGCUACACGGCACUCUUAUUUCUUCUCAGUGAUGGGUCCCCAAGGUUACCUUUCAGCUGCUGUGGUGCAAAGCCUAUUUUGUGUGAUGAGUUUGAGCUAGGCAGGAGAAACAGGGCUGUAAGCUUCUACGCUGGUUUCUUUCAAGCUUUACAGGCCGUUCUGAAAAUGUAUUGUGUAAUUUAGGAGACUGAUGUGCUGAACUGAGCAGAGAGUUUUCAAUUACCAAUAUAAAAAUGACUCCCUAAGAACAGACAUUCAUUCUGCUCUCUCCAACUGUUCCAGCAAGGCAUCCCACUGCUCACAGCGCCUUUAACUUUGCUUCGUUUGACUGCAGAGUCCUUGACUUAAGGGGAAUGGUUGUGGUCUGCACUGGGCCUGGUAGACUGGCUCCUGGAAGGAAUGAGGGGCACCAGCAAGCAGUGUUCCCAGCCAUACUCGGAUGUUGACUUUCCUAAGCCAGGUCUACGCUGCUACCCCCUUUCUGGGCAACUAAUGAGGAAAACUGCAUAGAAGCCUCUCCGGCUGAAAGCAGUCUGGUUUUGCAGAAGAGGAAUGGAGCAGCUAAGGCAGUGGUGUAUGCUGCUUAUCUGCUGCCGCUUGGCCCCGCAGUAGAGUCAGUUCACUGUGAUGGGUCACAGUCCAGGAGAGUGACUCUCAUCCCUGAAGCAACGCGAUUCCAGCAGGCGUUACGAGUUCAGAAGAGUUUCUCCAUCAGAGAGCGACAGAAGUUCAGCAUUGGUGUCAAGCACUGAGCCUGUUUGAUGUUGCUGCAAUGCUCCUGGGUCACAGUUAAAACAUUUCACGCUGUGUUGCUGCAGUACAGGCAGUUUCCAUCGCCAGUAACAUGUCUUCUGGAAGUAGUCAAGGAUGCAGCCGUACCUCCAUGACUGCGGCUCCUCACAGGUCCCUAUCUUGCCCAAGUAGGUUGAUUGCAGCUUCAGACCCCACGGACAUCAUUAACUCAUUACUCUAACCGAGCUCUGUGCAGGCACAGGCUCUGCACAAACCACAGGCUACCUCCUACAGCUCCUCCCUGCCCCGGGCACCCAGGAGGGAGCUUGCAGGCGCUGGGCCAGGCCAGGAGGAAAGCAAGUGGGAGCAGUGCUGCGGCGGGUGGCGUUUGCCAGGAUGUAGGGCCACGGGCGGGGAGCCGUGGGGAAGUGGGCGAUGCUUCCCGGGGCAGGGGAGGCCGCCCUGUACGUGCCCCCAGCCGCCCACCACCCCGUUUGGCGGCGGGGCCCCCGGAGCCCUGAGGCGAUGAGGGAGGACAAAAGAUGGCGGCCCGCCCGCCCCGCCGCCUCCCCCGGGCCGCGGGCCGGCGGCGCGGCGGGAGGCGGAGGCCCGGGGCGCUCCGGGGAGGCGGGGAGCAGGGCGGUGCAGCCGGUCCAGCCCGCCCCGCCGGCCGGGUUGCGAAGUCCAGCCGCGGCCUUGCUCAGCCAUCCCGGGCCGAGAGCGAGCUCUGGGCCAUUAAUAAGAUUCCCAGGACCUAUUCUGUGCACGUGAUUCUCCAGAGACAUCACUUGCAAGCAGUCUAUUCUGGGCAUGUUCUCAGAGCUGAAGUUCCCUGUGCCCUGGGGCCAUGUGGCAGCCAAGGCCUGGGGACCCUCGGAGGGACACCCUGUGCUGUGCUUGCACGGCUGGCUGGACAACGCCAACACCUUUGACAGGCUCAUUCCACUGCUCCCCAGAGAUUGCUAUUAUGUGGCAAUGGAUUUUUCUGGCCAUGGCUUGUCAUCGCACCGACCUGCAGGCUGCCCCUACCAUUUUCUGGAUUAUGUGACCGACGUGUGCCGGGUGGCAGCAGCUUUGCAGUGGAAACGGUUCACCCUGAUGGGUCACAGUAUGGGUGGGUCUGUGGCAGGAAUGUUUUGUUUCCUUUAUCCUGAGAUGGUGGACAAGCUGAUCCUGCUGGAAAAUCUUGGCUUUCUGCUAGCUCCAGAGGACACUGAGGCAUGGCGGAAAUCAAAACGGAUGGUGAUUGACAGACUACUGAGUCUAGAGGCAAAGCAGCAAACUCCCAAAGCACGGAGCCCUGAAGCAGCAUUGCAGAGGCUCUUGGAAGCAAACGGCCAUCUGACAGCAGAGGGUGGGGCAAUCCUGCUGCAGCGAGGAGCAACUGAGACACCCGCUGGGCUCGUGUACAACAGAGACAUGAGAGUCCAUACGCAGAGUCGAGAGUCCUUCACAGUGGAACAGUGUGUGAAGCUCCUGCAGAAGAUCCAGGACCGUGUUCUCAUCAUUGUGGCACAAGAUGGACUCUUGGUACCGCACAAGCUAAACAGCAGAAAUCACUUUGUGAAAGCCCUACGGGAGGCAUUCGAGUCCACCCUCAAAGAGCACAUCCAGCUAGUCGAGGUGCCUGGGAGUCAUUUUGUGCACCUGAACGAGCCCAAGGUGGUGUCUGGGAUCAUCAGCAACUUCCUGACAGUGCAGAAUGCCAGAGCCAGGCUCUAAGAAGUCCCCACUGCUGCAGCACUUCAGGAGAGCAGAGCGCUAAAAAGCAUGCUCUGGAGGAAUUACCACCAUUCCUAGCACACGUCCAAUGUCAGUUUCGUAACUUUUUUCUAAGCUUAGGUCACUGCAGGGUAAAGCAGGUCUGCCAGGCAUUCCCUGGAAGAAAACUCAGCAAAGUAUCUCAGUUGUCAAAUGCAAAAGGAAUCCCUCCUCCACUUCCAGCUCUGUGAGCACGGGGACAGAGGCCCAGGGUGGCAUUACCCUUGGUUGCUCCUAACUAGCACCCUGAAAUGGAGCAGGAAUACAGACUGAGCCUCAUGGGAGCAGCAGCACCAGCUGUAGCAGGGCAAGAGGGAGGUGGCUCAUCUCACCCCCUCCCCAAGGAUGGUGCAACCAGUCUCCUCCCAGGAUUAGACCUCCUGAAAAACCAGGGAAGCGUUCUGCUCUGCCUACUUCCAUGAGUGUCUGAGCUCAGAGGACCUCAGUGUCUCUGUUCUACCACGAAAGCUGCUGCUUUUUUUUAAAAAAAAAAAAAAACAGCUUAAAUAAGAGCUCACCCAGGCAGGGAAAGCCAUUUUAAUGAACUAGGGAAUGAGUCACUAAUCCUAUAGCUGAAGCAGCUGGGAGAACUACUAAUAAUGGAAAAAUUGUCAGAGCUGAUUUCUGUCCUUCUAAAUAAAGAUCAACUGUCUUCUUGACUCUA